AUGUAUGAGGAGCUUUUGAAUUUUUUGUUGGCUCGGAAGAAGAGACUGUUGUCUGAGGAGGAGACGGACAGGUUGAUGGAUUUGAUUGCGAAAUCGAUGGGGUUUGAUGAGGACUUCAGGGAGCGAACAGACAGCAAGGCAUUGAUCAAGAAGAUACUGGACAAUGUUGAUGUUGAGGAGGUGGAUGCCGAUGCUGAUGAGUCUGAUAGUGUGAGGGAGGCGGUUGAUGACUUGUUUUUUGAUGAUGCAAGCAGUGAUAGUAGUGGCAUGAUGUAUGCUCCGAGUGAUUCUGGGGACGGCAAGGAUGUGAUGCUGAGUGAGAAGAAAUUCAAGCGAGGAGAGUUUAAGGGUACCCGAGGAGAGGGAGUGGGAAGUAUCGAAAAGAAGAAGAUAGUGGGGAUCAAGCAGAGGAAUGAAGCCAAUGACAAGGAGAAGAUGGUUAGCGAGGAAGCAAUUGAAGAUGCUGGAGAUGUGAAGAGAGAGUUUAAGCUUCCUGGAUUUGAAGUGGGUAAAGAAGCACAUGAGAAGAGUAUAGAUGCUAGUAUGAAUAGCCGGGAUGAUUUUUGGUUUGAUAUUGGGGACUUGAAGAAGGUGGGGAAGGCAGGGCCCGAUGUGAAGUUUUUUGAUGAGGAAGGAAAGGAGCUGUGA
Ordospora pajunii is the source of this 648-nucleotide messenger RNA. RefSeq lists its product as uncharacterized. The transcript has a single exon. The record is from RefSeq and is a predicted model, not a curated record. Lineage: Eukaryota; Fungi; Microsporidia; Ordosporidae. Bases 1 to 648 code for a protein of 215 amino acids.